Dermatophagoides farinae (American house dust mite) is the source of this 4083-nucleotide messenger RNA. RefSeq names its product autophagy-related 17 (gene Atg17). Gene Ontology annotation, molecular function: molecular adaptor activity; protein kinase binding. Gene Ontology annotation, biological process: autophagosome assembly; autophagy of mitochondrion; autophagy of peroxisome. NCBI's taxonomy places the organism in Eukaryota, Metazoa, Arthropoda, Arachnida, Sarcoptiformes, Pyroglyphidae. Gene Ontology annotation, cellular component: Atg1/ULK1 kinase complex; phagophore assembly site membrane. The record is from RefSeq and is a predicted model, not a curated record.
UUGUGAUCAUGCUUUGUGUGAUGUUAUAUAUGUGUUAUUAUUAUUGUUGUUGGUUGCAUAAAAGGCUAAUUUUUUUUCAUAUUAUAAUAACCAGAAAGAAAACAGUAAGAGAAAUUGAUUUCUUCAUUUUUUUUUCAUCAUCAAAAGUUCAUCAUCCUAUUCAAUAAUAAAAACGUAACGAAAAAAAUGAUUUGACUGUGAUUUUGCUAAUUCAAACAAAAAUAAAAAAAAAACAAUUAUGAAUUUAAUCUGAAUUGAAUACCAAUGAUUUAAUUAAUCAAUUGAUCUACUGAACUAAAUAAAUAAUCAUAAAUUUUUUUUGGUCAUUUGAAAUUUUAACAUACGUAUUUCGAAGAUGUUGUACAUAUUUUGGGUGAACAAUGGAACGAUGAUGACAUUCGAUAUGAAUCUGGCGAUUGAAACUGUUGAUAAUCUCAAACGAACCAUUUAUGAACAAUAUAAGAUACCAAUCUUAAGCCAGGUAUUAUUGAUCAGUGGUGGUGAAAGCCUUAAUCCAGAUGAUCGUGUUUGUCAAUAUUCAUCGGCUGGUACCGAUACUAGUCCAAUAUUUUUAUUCUGCAAAAAUUAUGAAUUAUCAAUGGAUUUAGAUCAAACAUAUUCAACACAUCAACAACAACAACAUAAUGAUGAUGAUAUGAAAGAUCGUGUACAAUCAUGUCUACAAAUGGAACCAAAUUUUAAUACGGUCGUUUCGCGAAAUGAAAUGGCCAUACAAUUAUAUGAAACAGAUGGUUCAAUAUAUCAUCUUUGUGAACGAUUAGUACAUGAUCAACAUCUGCAGCAACAGAGUUGGGCAGCUGUCGUUGCAAAUCUGGAAGAUCUUGUCGCAUCAUUUGAAAAUAAAGCUCGUAAAGCAGAAUUACUUUAUGCCGAUAUUUUGCGAAAUAAAUCAUCAUAUCUAAAUUUGUUGAAUAAUUUUAAGGCGGACAAAGAGAUUCUUGCAAAAAUUCCAAUACUACAUUCAUUGAUACCAAAAAUGGAUGAUUCCCAAUAUUGUCAAAUAUCAUUGCUUGAUUGGAUUCUUCAAAAAGAUAGCCAUAAUGUAUUGGAUGUCCUAUUCUGUAUGGAAGAAUUGAAUGAAUAUGAUGAGGAAAAACUUGGUAAUCUGCGAUCAGAUGUCAACAGGGUACUCAGUGAAUGUAAUAAUAGCGAUAUGAAAGAAAUCAAAGGUCUAACACAACGGUUAUCAGCAUUAGAACAAUUUAUACGUGCAGCGAAAAAAAAUUACGAAAAACAAGGUAUCCUUACCAAAGGAUUUAAACAGAAUCAAUCACGCAUUUCGGAUCUCAAGGAUCCAAGUAUUUUACCAGAUUUAUGUCAAAAUCAUUCCGAACAAUUGCAAACAAUGUUAAAUAAUCAUCUGGAACUAAUUGAUUUGGAACAUAAGUUUCGUGAUGCUAAACUAGAAUUAUCAAGGAAUUUGAAUCAACGUUUACGAUGGAUUAUACAUGUAGAGGAGCAGAUCAUACAUAUUGAUGAAACGGUUGUCCUUGUUGGAAUUAAACUACAAAAAUUACGUACCAAAUUGGAAAUUAUUCAAAGCUUACAUACAAGCCCGAAAAUUUAUCUGGAUUCUAUUAUUGAAGUUUUACGGCGGAAAAUGUUCACAGAUAUGUUUUAUGGUUGGGCUGAAAAUAUUUCCCGACAAGCUAAACGUUUAAUCGAACGAGAACAAGAAUUACGACAAAAAUUUUCUGAACAAAUUGAUAAUCAUUUUCUUCGUUGUUUUUUUCCCGGUAUGAAUGAGAUGCCAGAAAAUUUUAUUGAUGAACCAAAUCGGAUCGAUCAAUCACUACCUCAUAUAACGAUGGAUGAUGUUGAACAUUUACGAAAUGAAUUGCCCGAAAUGUUCAAUGAACUAGUCGUGCCUUCAAUUGUGCCUGAUUUUUUGAACAAUGAAAUUACCGUUGUUGAAACUGUCGAUCAUUCAAAUAUUGCCACAACGACUGAAUUAUCGUUGAUCGAUAUUAGACAUCUGGAAUCGAAUGAAUUAAAUAUGCGGAAAAUAAUUUCGGAAAAAGAUAAAAUUAUUGAAAAUCUUAUGGAAAAUCUAAACAUUACCAAAGUGGAGAAUAAAAAUCAACGAAAUCUGUUAAAACUGUUGCAAUCUACAUUCGAUGAUUUGAUCGAAUUCUUUCAUACUAAUCAUCCGGAUCGCUUAAAACAACAUUUAUCAACAUAUGGGCAGAAUUUUCUCAAUGAAAUUGAAACGUUCAAAUCACAUUUAAAUGAAAUUACGAAUGCAAUGAAUCAGCUGCAAUCAUAUUCAUCGCAAGAUAAACAGACCAUUUCUGAAUUAACCGAAAAGAUCGAAGAUUUUGAAAACCAAGUGAAACAAAAAAAUUCUCAGCUUAAAGCUUGUAAUCAUAAAUUAUCGGAAGAAAAGAUCAAAAAUCAAGAAUGUUGGAAACAGAUUCAGGAGCAAUUUGCCAAAUUAGAAGCCUUUAAAGUUGCCAUUAAUGGUGAAAAAGCAAUCAUUAAUAAUUUCCGUUCAUCAUAUCAGAAUUUGAAUAUGGAUUUUCAAAAAUAUCAUGAGGAAAUUAUGAAUUUAUUUUCCGAAUUAAAUAAUGAAAGAUUACGUUUGAUCGAAGAAACAAUAUCGACAUUGAAUGAAAAACAUGAAACGAAUAUUGAAUCCGUUCGACAGGAGAUUUCGAUGGAAAAAGAUCGACAAAUACAGAAACUACGUGAUCAAUUAAAUUUUGAUCAUAAAAAUGAAUUGGAAUCAUUACGACAACGUUUUAAAUUGGCCAUAUCGACAACAUCGAUUGAACGAACAGCAUCGGAAACAAGUCUAGAAAAAGUUCAACUAGAUAUUGUUGAUCAAUCAGCACAGGAAAAAGAAAUACAAAAACUAAAAUCCAUGUUGAAUGAACAACGAAAUGAACAUGAACAAACCGUAGCAUUGAUUCGAAAUGAUCAUGAAAAAAUGAUUCAAUCAUUAAGAAAUGAAAUGGAAAAACAACAACAAUCAUCAUUACGGGAAAAUUUUGUAAAGAAAAAAUCAAUGAAUACUGAAUUUGAAAUGAAUGUUGACUUCAUUAUGCAAAAAAUGUCUUUAUACGAAUCAUUUAUAUCACGUUUGAAUGCAAGAAUCGAUACAAAUCCGGAAAAGAAUAUAAAAUCUGAAGACAUUGUUGCUGGAUUAUCGCAGGAUUUUAAUGAUUUUAAUCGAAAUAUGGAGCUUUUAAAUUCACGUUCAUUUAUUUCGAUACCAACGACACCAGAUAGCCCAAAAUUGACAUCAAAAUUAGCUCAACAUUUUAUUGUUAAUCUUGAUCCAAAUAUUGAUAAUAAAAUAACUGCAAACAGUUGUGAGAUUGGCAACACUGUUCUUGUUUAUUAUGAGAAAAAAUAUGAAAAUUUCAUCGUAUUCACAGCAUUGGAUAACUUACAUUAUAUACAUUCAGAUUCGUUGAAAGAAUGUGAUAUAAGUAAAGAUCCCAUUACGAAUGAAUAUGAUUGGAUCAUUGCCAAAGUGACUGAAAAAGAAUAUUGUCAAAUAAAAAAAAAAGAGAAUCGCUAUAAACUUCCGGUGAAUACAAAAUUUUAUCGUGUAAAAAUACAACCAAUUUCGAAAUGUCCACCUAAUCCAGAGAAAUUAAAACAAUUAGCACAAACAAAUCGCUCAAUAAACAUGUCAACAUCAUCAUCAUUGUCAUCAUUAUCAUCAUCGACAACGAAUCGAAAUAUAUUAUCCAAUUUUAUGUCAUUAUUUGCCAUUAGUAGUAGUGGUCCUGGUGCUGGCAUUGAUAGUAGUAAUUCAAUGACCGAUAUUUCAUCAUCAUUGACACGAUCCUUUUCCAAUUUCGACAACAAAGAAUAAGAUAAUCAUCGAAAAGACGCACAAUAAAUAAACAUUUUUUACAUCUAUAUUUUCAUAAAUUUCAUAUGUAGAUUUCCUUUGUUUUUUUGUUUGUUUAGUUUGUUUUUGUCAAAAUUCUUUUUUUUUCUUGUUUGUCUUAUCUGAACAUUUCAUUUGGAUCAUAAGCAUUGAUAUUAUCUUGAUAAUGAUGAUUAUUGCUACUGAUACUGUAAUUAUUAAAUUCUUGAUUAUCACCA